AUGAUAUUGCGUGGCAGCUAAGGUCGACCGGUGUCGUUCACGUAUAAAAGGGCUUAGCUGUGGCACAAAUCGCGGAUUUUGCGACAAGAGAACAUCUAACGAUGAAAGACGAUUUGCAGUAUCUGUCAGGGUUCGAUUGCGAGUUUUCCAGCGAGGACGCGCGAUGUCCUGGCGCUCUGCCCGUUGGACAGAACAGUCCUCAAAAGUGUCCUUACGGGUUGUAUGCCGAGCAACUGUCUGGCACAGCGUUUACAGCCCCUCGAUCACAGAACAAACGUUCCUGGCUCUAUCGGAUUCGACCAUCCGUCGUUCACAAGACCUAUCAACCGAUUGUUGACGAAGCUCCUCGUUUGGUCUACGAUUGGGAUGCCACUCAUCCAACACCAAAUCAACUGAGAUGGAAACCGUUCGACGUGCCGAGCAGACAGGCAGCGGAAGUGGACUUUAUCGACGGCUUGCACACGAUUUGCGGUGCUGGUGACGGUCGCACGCGACAAGGCGUAGCGAUCCACGUAUACCUCUGCAAUGCUUCCAUGAGGGACAAAGCCUUCUACAACGCUGACGGAGAUUACCUCAUCGUUCCUCAGCUGGGACCGCUGCUGAUAACCACGGAAUUCGGCAAGAUUCGUUGCGAACCGAACGAAAUAUGCGUGAUCCAGCAAGGUAUGCGGUUCAACGUAACGGUCUUUGGACCGUCUCGCGGAUACAUUCUGGAGGUGUUCGAUGACCAUUUUCGCCUUCCCGAUUUGGGGCCCAUAGGAGCAAACGGUUUGGCCAACCCGCGCGACUUUCAAACACCGGUUGCGCUCUACGAGGACCGCGAUACCGAUUACAAGAUCGUGUGCAAGUAUCAGUGUAAACUGUUUGUCGCCCAGCAAGAUCACAGCCCGUUCGACGUGGUGGCCUGGCAUGGAAACUACGUGCCCUUUAAAUACGACCUUGCCAGAUUUAUGGUCAUCAACUCGGUUUCCUUUGACCACUGCGAUCCCUCCAUCUUCACGGUCCUGACCUGCCCCUCGAGGAAGCCAGGAACAGCGGCUGCCGAUUUCGUGAUAUUCCCACCCCGUUGGUCCGUGCAGGAGCACACUUUCCGGCCUCCUUAUUACCACCGGAACUGUAUGAGCGAGUUCAUGGGCCUCAUAAAGGGCCGUUACGAGGCUAAAGAGGAUAGUUUCCAUCCAGGCGGGGCGUCGUUGCAUUCCAUUAUGACCCCUCAUGGACCGGAUACGCGUUGUUUCGAAACCGCUUCUAAUACCGAGCUCAAACCCGAGCGGAUCGCCGAUGGAACUCAGGCGUUCAUGUUCGAGACCUCGUACAGCAUGGCGGUCACCGAAUGGGCCCUGAAAACGUGCAACAAACUCGACAACGAUUACAACAAGUGCUGGGAAGGCCUGAAGAAACACUUCUCUGAAAGCAAGACGAUUCUGUGAUUAUUCCUCGAAUAAUCGUACAAGCGUUAUCAACUUUAUCGCACUUAAGAUGUCUCGCCUGGUUUUAUACGUUUUGUUUUCUUUUGCAACGAACGAUAAAAAUAUGAUCUUUUUCGUUGGUCUAUAUCUUAUAACUUUCGUUAUUUUUAAGCACGCAUGAUGCUUGUCGACGACAAACAAAGAACUACAUACUGUAAUAAGAAUAAUUUAAAUCUUAAUUGAUUGUAAUAAACAACACUUUUACGUCGCCGAUGAUAACGAUCAGGUAAAACAAAAAUUGUAUAAUUAAUUGUAUUGUAUUCUACGAAAGUCUUUUAAUAAAAUAAAGAUAUGCAGAAGAUUGA
Messenger RNA from Hylaeus anthracinus, 1774 nucleotides. It is a transcript of the gene hgo, whose product is annotated as homogentisate 1,2-dioxygenase. The record is from RefSeq and is a predicted model, not a curated record. Gene Ontology annotation, biological process: L-phenylalanine catabolic process. The transcript is spliced from 8 exons. Gene Ontology annotation, cellular component: cytoplasm. The coding region runs from base 102 to 1430 and encodes 442 amino acids. Gene Ontology annotation, molecular function: homogentisate 1,2-dioxygenase activity. Lineage: Eukaryota; Metazoa; Arthropoda; Insecta; Hymenoptera; Colletidae.